AUGUCUAGUGCCAAUGCGGAAAGUUCGACUAUCAAUAAAAGGGGUAGAAGGGAAUCACGUUCUAGACCUGAUAAGGGCAAAGCGAGAGAAGUCGAUGAUGGGAAACUCAGGAGUCCUGAUCCAUCAAUCCGUAAAGAUGGUGACAACAGUAUGAGAACAUUGAGUCCCGUGAGCGGAAGUGUAAGAGAGGGUGGAUCGACCGCCAGAAGAGUCAGGACUGUACCUCCCUCAGCAAUAUUCGAGCCACCCACUCCACCUUCACCUGCACAUUCUCCGCUUCCUCACCCUGAAAAUCCCACAUUAUCCCCUGACCCGCCCAAACGACGUCGUAGAUUGCGGUAUUCCAGCUCGUCCGACUCGUCCGUAGAUAGCGAUGACGAGACGAGCGACGACGAGCCUCCGUGGUGGACAUUCACGCAGAGGGGUAUGGCGAAGCUCAGAGCCAAGAACCUGCAUAGGAGUGGGAGAGAUGUAGAACAAGGACAGGUAAAUCAGGAGGGAGACCAUCAAGGUGAAAUGACAGAAGGAGAAUCAGGUAAAGAGAGGGAGAAGGAGAGCUAUUUUUCUUUCAACAAGGAAAGGCAUGGUCAUAGGAUGAGUGGUGUUUUCUCAUCUUCCUCUAGAAGAAGUUCCAAAGAUACUUCAACACCCAAUAAUAUCCAAGAACAACAAAAUGGAUCAACGCCAUCUUCAUUGAGGAACUUUAAACGAUUCACUGAAUCUCCUUCUACGACUUUAUCCUCUGGUUUAUCAGGUCCAUCACAUAUGAAAUUACUUCAUCCUGCGCCUAUCAGAUUCUCCAAUUCUACUCAACAUAUUUUCAGACGAUCAAGUCAAAAUCCCGAUAAGAUCAAUAACCCCCAUCAAGCUACUGAGCCAACUCCACCUGGCGGAGGAGGGAUCGUAAAACGUACUCAAGGCGUACCUACUCGUCCUGCAUCCGCACCUACUUCGCCUACGGUUGAAGCUCCCAGUCCAGGUAUGACUACACUAGUUGACGAUACCAGCACUAGAUUACCUUCCAAUGAAAGUAGCCAUCCCCUUCAAGCAGAUGGGGCAGCGGGAGAACCUCUUUCACCUAGGAGGUCAAAUAAACGACAACUUACAGCACCUGCAUUUCCUAGAUUCUUUAAAAGGAAUGAUACGGAUGAAGAACACGAACCAUUAGAACCAUUGACCGAUACGGAGGUCAUACCUUUUGCAACGGCGAGAUCAAGGGUAAAAUCAUCUUUAUCUAAACCAGUUGCAAUACCUGGAAUGGCUACUUCUUCAUCUGCCAUGUCGACUCCUAAUGGGUCCAGUCAAAUGAUACGUUCAGGAACAGGUGAAUCGGUCUCGAAUAUGAACGAGGCAGGAUCCUCCUCGACGCCCACGAGACCUAAGACGAAAAGGCGUUCGUCACACAUGCUAAGAAUCCAAUUACCCCCUCCGAUCACCAAUAGGUUCAAAGAUGGUUGGCCCCAUGCGGGAAGUUGGCAAGAUGCCUUGUAUGGAUAUUACGAAGAGAACGAUAAUCCCUCUGCUGUUCCUUAUCCACCUACCACAGCUGUUCCGCCAAGACCUAAAUCAUCAAGAUCCAGGAAAUCAACCGCUAAGAUGGAGAUCGGUGAUGGUAGUGAGGAGAAUCCCAUAACACCUCAAAGACGCGAUUUUGGGCUGAACGAUACAGCAAAUCAAGUCACACCUGAUCAAGGAGCAGCGAAUGGAAAUGGAAAUGGAAAUGGUGAAGUUGAUGCGGAAAAUACGAAAAGGACUAAAUCAAGGAGGCAAAAGAGAUAUAGGCAAGCUCUGGUACCUCCCACACCGUCCGGAUUGGGCUUUACACCCAGUGCCAGGAACGGUGAAGGAUAUCCGUGGAAUCAGAAUAGUGAUGAUGAACCGGCUGCGGCUGGACCUGGCGCCGGACCGGGGGAGAAGUCAAAUUGGGAAGCUGGUCUAGCUCAGAAGGAAGCUGGAGGAAGAUUGAAUGGAGGAGAGAACCUUGAAAGACAGGAUACAAUGGCUACUACCACUGGAACUUUAUCGGCAACAACUCAAGGUCGAAGAGGUAGUGAGAAAGGUUGGUGGACAACUAGGAAGGAAAGGAAGAAGCAGAAAAAAAUGGGGAGGAAAAGGAGUAGAGAAGUUGAUUCGGAUUGGAGACGAAGAUAUAGAAGGAUGUUGUUCUUGGACGCGAGAGUAACAAUUUGGAUCAGGUUGGUGAAUCUGGUUUUAGUGAUCAUUUCGCUUGGUCUAGCAGUAACUAUUCGAGAGGAACUGGAACAUCUUCGGGUCCCGGGGUUGAUCGGUUCAUCAACUACUCUAGUCAUGUCGUACUCCUGCUUAACGAUCUUACACGUUCUGACGGCGAUCUACCGAGAAUAUUUCGGUAAACCCAUAGGUCUAUGGGGACUUCGAUCUAAAAUGUUAUGGGUCUGUCUGGACCUGUUGUUUGUUGGCCUUUGGUCAUCUGCUGUAUCCCUUUCGACCAACGAUCUAAUUGCAACUCCAUUGGAAUGUACUUCUGAUUCACCUUGGUGGAGAGAAGGUUUGAACGAUCAAUAUUCGAUAUUAUUGAAAGAAUUAUCAAACGUAACUUCAGCCACCAAUAGUAAUACAAAUGCGACUAGACUGAUUUCUCAUUCUGUUUCCGUCACUUUACCUUCAACUAUCAUCAAUGCCCCUCUAGCCAAGGAAGCUUGUAGAAGACAAGCUGGAGUGAUCGCGUUGAGUUUAUUAUCAUUAUUGUUAUAUGGAGGAAAUAUGGUUAUUAGCUUGUUUAGGAUAUUCGAAACUGUUAGAAGGACUGCUAAUGUCAGUAAAGCUGUGACGCUGUAG
Molecule: messenger RNA, 2817 nt
Organism: Kwoniella botswanensis
Lineage: Eukaryota; Fungi; Basidiomycota; Tremellomycetes; Tremellales; Cryptococcaceae
Exons: 3
Coding region: 1-2817 (938 amino acids)
Biological process (GO): positive regulation of catalytic activity
Cellular component (GO): cell periphery; fungal-type vacuole
Source: RefSeq, a predicted model, not a curated record